AUGCUGCUGAAGAACGAGGUGGAGGAGUUCCUGUACCACGAGGCGGAGUUGCUGGAUGACCGGCGAUUCGCCGAGUGGCUGGAGUUGCUCAGCGACGACAUCCGGUACUGGAUGCCGAUGCGGCGCAACGUCAAGUUCGGCGAGUUGGACCGGGAGUUCACCCGCGAGGGCCACGACAUCAACUGGUUCGACGAGGGAAAGUCCACCUUGGAGCGGCGCGUCAGCCAGAUCCUUACAGGGGUGCACUGGGCGGAGGAGCCACUGUCGCGCAUCUGCCAUAUGGUGUCGAAUGUGCAACUGCUGAACGCCACUCCGUCGGCGGAGGAUGCGGCCGAGGUGGAGAUCAAGUGCCGCUUCCUGAUCUACCGGAACCGAGUGGAGACGGAGACGGAUUUCCUGAUCGGCAAGCGGGAGGACGUUCUGCGCCGGGAGGAUGGCGAGUGGAAGAUAGCGCAGCGCAAGGUGAUUCUGGACCAGAACGUGCUGCUGGCCAAGAAACCUGACUUUUUUCUUCUAGGGCGUUCCCCUGCUCAGCAAGCGGAGGGAAUGCAUGAAUUUGCUGUAUCCCAGCUUCCACAGAGGAAAUGGCGGAAGCUGCGGCACUGA
Geodia barretti is the source of this 606-nucleotide messenger RNA. The record is from the annotation of a GenBank genome assembly. NCBI's taxonomy places the organism in Eukaryota, Metazoa, Porifera, Demospongiae, Tetractinellida, Geodiidae.